Nicotiana tabacum (common tobacco) is the source of this 1506-nucleotide messenger RNA. RefSeq lists its product as uncharacterized. The record is from RefSeq and is a predicted model, not a curated record. NCBI's taxonomy places the organism in Eukaryota, Viridiplantae, Streptophyta, Magnoliopsida, Solanales, Solanaceae.
UUGUGAUAUAGCAAAUAUCUUAAACAAUCACUAACAAGAUUUUCUUAUGUCACGCUCUGUAUGUUUAAGAAAUUCCAUGAUUCUCCUUAAUGCAUAAGAAUCCUAAAGUUGACAACCUUUUGAAACUACAAGAGCCUAGCUAAGACUUCCAAUUACUUAGCUACUAUACUACUCUUUCCCUUUUAUUCCCCCCUUUAAUUAAUUCUAGUGGCUUUCCCUCCUUUUAAUUUCCUCUUUCUUUCUACCUCUCAAUUCCUCUCCCACAUAUAUUGCUAGCGGUUAGGUAUAACAGCUAGAAGAAAUUAGUGAUAGGAAAUGAAAGAGGAUUAGAUACAUAUGGAUCAAGAAAUCUCUAGUAAAGAUGAUUUCUUUCCAAGAAAUAAGCAGCAAAAUUACCAUGCUGCCACUGGCAAUAAUACGAGUGAUAGACUGAAGAGAGAUGAAUGGAGUGAAGGAGCAGUUUCAUGCCUUCUCGAAGCUUAUGAAGCUAAAUGGAUACUCCGUAACAGAGCUAAGCUCAAGGGACAAGAUUGGGAAGACGUAGCGAAACAUGUGUCGGCGCGUGGCAAUUCCACGCGAUCUCCUAAGACACAGACGCAGUGUAAGAACAAAAUUGAGUCGAUGAAGAAACGGUACCGAUCGGAAUCCGCCACCGCCGCUGAUGCUUCUUCGUGGCCGCUCUAUCCUCGCCUUGACCUUUUGUUACGUGGAAAUAAUGCUUCCGCAGCUUCCACUUCUGUUAUUCCUCCUCCACCGCCGGCUGUGGUGGAACCACCGCAGCCGGCAGCUGUACUACCGCCACCUCCUAUUCCGGUUCCUCCGCCUCCUCCACCGCCGCUGCCGACGGCUGUGCCAAUUGGGAAUGGUGGUCAGAAUUCGAAUGGGUCUAAUGGUGUUGAUAGAGCUGCAAAGGAAGACAUAAUGGAUGCCAAAUUGUCGGACAAUGCAGCAUCAGACAAACAUGCAAUGGAUACAAACAGCAGCACGCCGGCCCUCUACAGCGACGACAAGAGCAAGUCGAAGAAUGUGAAACUGAGAUCAAUGGAGAAAAAAUCAAAGAACAAGCGAAAGAGGGCAGAAGGGUGGGAAAUUGGGGAGAGUAUAAGGUUACUAGCAGAAGUAGUAGUAAGGUCAGAGCAAGCAAGAAUGGAGACAAUGAGAGAGAUUGAGAGAAUGAGAGCAGAAGCUGAGGCCAAAAGAGGUGAAAUGGACCUCAAGCGAACAGAAAUAAUUGCCAAUACCCAACUUGAGAUUGCUAAGCUCUUUGCAAGUAUUACUAAAGGAGUUGACCCUUCUUUGAGAAUUGGAAGAAGUUGAGAAAUAAUUAGUACUGCGGAAAAUAACGUUCUCUCCAUCUUUUACUGAUAUCUUCUUGACCCACUGCCUAAUGGAAGACAUUUUAUUUAGAUUACUGACUAGCAGUUCCAUUUUCUUGCUGAUUUGUAUCCUUAAGAUCUUUACAGUAUCACUUCUUUCUUUGAAAAUGACAGACGAAUAAUCCAUCAA